AUGCACUCAACACAAUAGAUGUCUAAAUUCCCUAGCACCUACUCCACUAAUCCCAAUCCCAGUACAAGACGAUAUGUCUCAAGUGCCAAAACCUCUCCUGUGACUGGACCUCUCUAAAAAUUAAUUGAAACUGACAAUGAUAAUUUUUCAAAGAGAGAUAAGAAUCCAUAACAUCUCUUAUAAGAAAUCCUCUACACAAAUAACAUAACAAAAAUCUAGAGAUUGAUAUCUACAUUCAGUCAAUCUGAUUCCAACAUAGAAAAUCUUUCUCAACAAGAACUACUUAACAUCAUCCUCAAAGUAUACCAACUCAACCUCUAUGAAGAAAUCAAUUUCAUUAAUAUCCUUUAUGAUGCCUAUUCCGACAAAUAACACAAAGAUGUUCUGAAAUAUAUUAUAUUGCAUUGCCAUGAAUAACUAAUUGGUAAAUCUGGUAAUACAACCCGUCUCUUAGAGAUCUUUUAAGAAAUGCUUACCCUUAACCCUGAUUUCACUUCAUUUCAAUUGGAAUAUUAAUUAGAUUCUGUUCCUGUUUCAUUCAAUCGAAUUCAAUUAAGAUGUAUGUUCCUCCUUAAUCAAUAUGACAUAUUGCGAUCUUUAAAAGGAGCAGUGGCAUUGUUUGAACAAUUAGAAGGCUUUAUAUUUUAACAAUUUAAAGCCAAUACCAUACCUAAUUAAAGUGAUAUCAGUACACUUGUUAUUGCAUACAUAUUAUUGAGUGAACAAUUAGAGUUAUGUAAUAGGUUUGGCUUGAGUAAAUAGGCAUUAGAAAUCAUUGGAAAGCCAAUUGAUGGCUCAAUAACUGAUCUCAAGAGAAAGUUCAUCUUUAAUGCAUCCAAAUUGUCACAAAAAUAUCUAGGCCAAAUGAUCUUUGAGUAAAUCAAUGGAUUGCAUAGAAAAAUGAGUCCUGAUUUAAACCGAUCACAAGUAGUCUCUCAGGAUACACUUAUACACUAAUUUCUUAUAGACUCACUUGACAUGCUCUAUCUCAAAAAUUAUAAGGAUAUGUUUGAUAUUGAUCGAAUCAGCACUAACAUUAUAACAUCACCUUACGUUUAUAUAAUAAUGGAGAAAAUCCUGCCUGAAAACAAGAAAAAAGAUAAAGUGCUAUCAAUCUUCAGUGAUGAUCAAGCCAGGCCAAGUUCAGGUAAGCAAUUCUAAAUCAAACAAAUUAAAAAUGAUAUCAACAGUCCCAAUCAAGGCAAAUUCAAAUCAUACAAUUUUAAUGUUCUCUCCAAUAACAAUUCAUAAACUCAAAUACAAGCUAUCACAACCAAUAAACCAAAUUCAAAUAAACCUCCUCUGAAUCAAUAAUUGUCAUCUGGAUCAUUACAUUCCACUGGCAAACUUAAUUAAUUUGAUUCACAGGAAUUUGAAAUCAUUCAAAACAAAUUAGUUGUCCAAUAAAGAGAAUUAGAUGAAUUAAAAUAAUUAUACACUCAAUCACUAAACAGUAAAAAACAAGAACCAGAAAAUAAUCAAUUAGCUGAGCAAUUAAAGAAAAAGAUAGAUUUAUUAGAGAACAACCUAUUUUAAAUUAAAAAUGAGAAUUCAACCAAUAAAAAAGAAAAAGAAUAAAAAUAAACUGAAGUCAUUGAAUUAAAGUCUUAAUUAUAAGAUUUGAUUGCCAAAUAAUCUUAAUUAGAGAAAUUAUUACAAUCCUAAUCCUAAUAAUAAUAAAUGAUAAUAUACUAAUAAAACCUUUUAUAAUAAUAAUAAGCUGCUGCUCAAACUAUUUAAUCAUUAAAUUAAUAACCAUCAAAUUCUCUCAUACAAACAGCCCCUAUGAGUAUUCAAAUACCACUAAAAGAGGUUUAAAAAAAAUAGAACAGCCUUUAUCAUUCGCCAGAUGACGACUUUAUAUAAAUGGAUGAAACCACACCUUAUAUUUAUAAAUAAAACUAAAGCUAUAUCACACAGUUAUUAGAAAUGCUUGAUGUCAACAUUGUCUUUUCUAAAAUGUAUACUAGAUAUCAAUCAGCAUCCUAGGAUGAAAAUGAUCAAUGGAAUAGUGAUGUAUAGAACAUUGCUAACUACAGAGUAGAAGCUACGGUAGUUGAUACCAGAGAUGAAGGUAAAUCAAUACUCCUUAAAGCAUUUGAUCAAAAAAAUUCAUUGAUUUGCUAAGAAAACAUCAAUUUAGAAUUGCUAAAAGGUUUAAUAACAUAUGUAGAUUUCUAAGAAAUGUUACCAACCAAUCAACCAAGCAUCAAUACAACUCAUUAAUUCUUUAAAUUUUUGGUAUUACCAUAUACUGCUGUUGUUCCAGAUGAGAUAACACAAGAGAUGAAAUUACAGUUCUGGCCAAAACCAUAUGGAUUAUUAAAUGGAUUGACUUUGAGAGUCGAUUUCAUGGAUACAAAUUGUUUAAUUUAUAUCCAUCAUAUUGAAACUGAUCAAUUCAGAAUAUCAAUCUGUGAUCCCAUAAGUAAGGAUACUUUGAGAUUAGACUUAGAAAUGGAUUAUUCAACUAUGGAUGCUUUCUUUUAAGAUGCUAAAUCUAUUAAAGAUCAAUAUUCAUUCUUUAGUAAGACUACAUUGCUAAAAAUGACUGAAAAAACACCAAAAUUUGGUGAUGAUGAUGUGGCUGAAGCAUUACAGGAGAAACACUUUGAUAAAACUAAAGUAAAGUAGGUACAUUAAUCAAUCUCAUUAAAUUAAACCUUUAUGACCGAGAAUCUGAUUUUCAAGAAUCCUAAAGAAUUUCUUAAGUAUUUAAAGACCAUUAUCAUAUAAUUUGAGGAAUAUCUGAAAUCUUUAGGAAUUUCAUUCUCGAAUACUUUAUUUGGAUAGAAAUAUUUUAGAUGUAAAAGUUGGAAUACUGGAUCUAAAAAUUAAUUACAAAUCGUAUUAGAUAAUUAAGAUCUAUAGAGCAUUUAAGUUUGUUUAUAAAAUUGUUUUGAGACAUUUGGACCCAACAAAACUAAAAUUAAAGCAAAAGGAUAAACUACCAUUCCAUAUUCAUCCAUACAAAGAGAAUUCUCAAUAAUGUUUGAUAAAUUAUAAUCUGAAGAGAAGAUCGUAAUAUUUUAAUAACUCUUAUAUUCGUUCAAUCUCAACGUAUUUGAGAAAGCCUGUGAAUAAAGCCAAGAAUAAUUUGAUAAAAAUCCAAUAAUUCAGAAUUCUUAUGACUGUGGUUCCUUCAAAAGAAUGAUUUUAUACGAUAAUUCCAAAAUAUCAGUAGUUACAAUUUCAGUGAUUGGAGCUAAUAGAAGGAUGUGUGGAGUCAAAUUCUCUGUACUCAACAUUGAAACAACUCAAGAAAUCGGAGUUUAUUUACCAACUUCCUAAGGGGAAUGGGAUUUGAGAUCAUUAGACAAACAAAAGAUUAAAUCUUCUGUAGAAAAUGUCCCUUUUGCAGAAUUUUUCCUUACUUAGAUUCUUCGAUGUCCAAUCACAACAUAAAUUUUAUUUAAGAAAAUAUUGAAGGCAGAUAGCAAAAACAAUCAGAUAAAUAGUAAUGAAAUAAAAAAUCGUAAAGCGUUCAUUGAGAGAAUAGAUAAUCUGAUAACAUGGUAAGAAGUAUUGGCUGCUGCUUAAAACUGA
Paramecium tetraurelia is the source of this 3546-nucleotide messenger RNA. RefSeq lists its product as uncharacterized. Gene Ontology annotation, biological process: positive regulation of DNA-templated transcription. NCBI's taxonomy places the organism in Eukaryota, Ciliophora, Oligohymenophorea, Peniculida, Parameciidae. The transcript is spliced from 5 exons. The record is from RefSeq and is a predicted model, not a curated record. Gene Ontology annotation, cellular component: SWI/SNF complex.